AUGCAAAUCCCUAGUGUAGAUAGCACUUACGUGUACCACCGGCCGCGAGGACCUCUAUUCUUUCCCUUUGUGCGCAUCUUCCACGCAAGGCCGGAGCUGGGUCGUCUCGUUAAGCAUCUCUCCGUCGCCCAAGUUCUUUUGCCUCACUGGCACUCAGACGCUCGGUGGAACAAUUUCUUGGAUUACGUGCCCGCUUUCAUAGAGGCGUGUGAUCAUGUGAGCCAUACCUACCUGUAUCAAGAUGCACAGACAUGCCAGUUUGAUCCCAUGCUAAAGUCUUUCGUCAGACACUUGAAUCUUCCGACGUUAACAACGUUUGACGAUGGGCGUGAUACUUUGUUCAUCACGUGUGCUCUCUCUCUGAUUCCUAAUCUGGAAAAGCUUGAGAUUGGUCUGGGAAACAACUGGUCGUUCCGAUGGUGCCGACCGAACUCUCUGACCUCUUUACGGGAGCUCACUAUCACGCAGGGAGUUUCUGAUGAGGGUCCCCCAGGUGGUGGUGCCAUUCGCGGAUUACUUGAAGCUGCACCAGGUUUAGAAAAGCUCGAGUUUAGUGAAGUUAUCCAUGAACUUCAUGAAAGUACAAGAACUCCAGCUGAGGUUUCUUCGGACAGUCUCCGACAUUCUUCCAUUUUCAAUCAGGGAGUUUGGUAUCAUGGGCGAAUCUGA
This is a messenger RNA of Fusarium pseudograminearum CS3096, 669 nucleotides long. RefSeq lists its product as uncharacterized. The coding region runs from base 1 to 669 and encodes 222 amino acids. The record is from RefSeq and is a predicted model, not a curated record. Lineage: Eukaryota; Fungi; Ascomycota; Sordariomycetes; Hypocreales; Nectriaceae. The transcript has a single exon.